AUUAAUAAAAAAGCACAAUUCAAGUUGACUGUAGCGAGAGUACUAAUGGAAUCCAUCUAUCCUUAUCUCCUUAUUGCUUCCAGUCCUGUUAUCGGACUCCUCAUCUGUUAUCACAGAUCUAUCCUGCCAUCACUGAUGGCACUGCCUUGA
This is a messenger RNA of Bipolaris zeicola 26-R-13, 150 nucleotides long. RefSeq lists its product as uncharacterized. NCBI's taxonomy places the organism in Eukaryota, Fungi, Ascomycota, Dothideomycetes, Pleosporales, Pleosporaceae. The record is from RefSeq and is a predicted model, not a curated record. The annotation marks the transcript as partial. The transcript has a single exon.